Molecule: messenger RNA, 257 nt
Organism: Meloidogyne enterolobii
Lineage: Eukaryota; Metazoa; Nematoda; Chromadorea; Rhabditida; Meloidogynidae
Source: the annotation of a GenBank genome assembly
UUCAAAAAUUUUUUAAAACAAGAAAAAUGGAUAACAAUCAGAAAUCAAGCCCCCCAAAUACCCAAAUAUUUCCCCCUUCUAUUCCAUCAUUAACUUCCCUCAUUUCUUCAUUUCCCUCAACUCCACGUUCUCCAUCAACUAAUAAUUCUAAUAUUCAAACACCAACCUCUAGCACAAAUUAUUAUUUUACUUCAUUAGUUUCUCCAAUACAUCAGCGCUUUAUUGGUAUUUUUUUAAAAAUCUUUUUAGACAAUUGA